GCAAUGCGGAAAUACCUGAUUUGUGAACAUGGCCGCUUGGAGUUCACAAAGUUGAGUUAUUUAGGUUAGAAUAGGCACCGCAAGUAGAAAUAGUACUUUUAAAACCCGUGUAAUGUGAUAUUAGUAAAUAGUGAUUAUCAAAGCCGAAUCAGUUAGCAACUUCCGUCAAGAUGAGUCAAGAAAUUAACGGUGCAAAAGAAGAAAAAGCUUAUUUCUUGUCGGUCCUUUCCACCUUUGAAAGUUACAGAGAGCAAUCCUUGUUGCGAAUCGACCAUAAGCAAAAAUGCCUUUCCACUCUUCCACCAUAUCACAAAAAAUGGCUUACGAAGUACAAGGAAGACUUGGAAGCGUUCAAGGAAUGCAUUGAGAAAAAUUCUAAAUUUAUCCCUAUCGUGCUCCAACAUGCCCACACAAUUUUUGAUAAUGUCUACAGCAACGAUGGAUCCUCGCAUUCCGAAAUUAAAGUUGGUACUUUGGCUGAAGGGCUAGACAAAGUCCAAUCGGUCUUCAAGCAGUUGAUGAGAGAUUGGAGCGCGUUGGGGGCUGCAGAAAGAGCCCAAUGUUACCAACCAAUAAUCGACGAAAUCAUCCUGCAGUUUCCCGAAGACAAGUUUGUCAGGUCAAACAUCAACGUUUUGGUACCAGGGGCAGGACUAGGUCGACUGGCUUUUGAAAUCGCAACAAGGGGUUUUGCCUGCCAAGGCAACGAAUUUAAUUUGUUUAUGCUAAUUGUCUCGUACUACGUUUUAAAUCACUGCAAAGAGGUUGAUGAAUACACUAUUUACCCAUGGAUCCAUCAGUAUUGUAAUAACUUGAACGCCAAGCAUCAAAUGACAAGUGUUAGGUUUCCUGAUGUUAAGCCAAUGCCGACUCCUGAAAGUAAAUUUUCAAUGACCGCUGGCGACUUCCUGGAGGUUUAUACAGAUCCUGACAUAUGGCACUGUGUCGCGACUUGUUUCUUCAUUGAUUGCGCUCCUAAUGUGGUUCAAUUCAUUGAAACCAUCUAUCAUAUUUUGAAGCCAGGUGGUGUUUGGAUCAAUUUGGGGCCUUUGUUGUAUCAUUACUCUGAUGUAAAAAAUGAGAAAAGUGUUGAACCGAGCUUUGAAGUUGUCUGUGAAGUCAUAAAAAAUAUAGGUUUUGAAAUGGAGAAGUGUAAAACUGGCGUUAAAACAAAAUAUUGCCAAAAUCCUAAAUCUAUGCUUCAGUAUGAAUAUGAUAGUGUGUAUAUCGUUUGUAGGAAACCUAUCAGCAUUACUAACGGCAACGGAACACUGGAUGGCAGGAAUGAAUUAUUGUAGUAAAACGACUGAAUACAAUAUGAACUGGAAAUUAUAUGUAUAUCUACGAUGUUAUUUUUGAAAUGUUGCAAAUGUUUCUAGACCAUGUCAUUUAGUUGCAGUGUUAAUUGUAAACAUCUCAGAUCUGAUAUAAUUUUUUAAAUUCAUCAGAUCAAUAAGUACAAAAAAAUGUUCAACUUUGCAGUUUGUAUUAAUUAAUAAUUUCUCGUUUAGUGUAUUUUUUUAUUGAAUCGAAUUUAAGUUUCACUAUGUGUUGUUUAGCAUUUAAUAAAUAAAUGACCCUA
This is a messenger RNA of Tribolium madens (black flour beetle), 1582 nucleotides long. RefSeq names its product carnosine N-methyltransferase. The transcript has 3 exons. NCBI's taxonomy places the organism in Eukaryota, Metazoa, Arthropoda, Insecta, Coleoptera, Tenebrionidae. The coding region runs from base 171 to 1298 and encodes 375 amino acids. The record is from RefSeq and is a predicted model, not a curated record. Gene Ontology annotation, molecular function: S-adenosylmethionine-dependent methyltransferase activity.